Drosophila arizonae is the source of this 5481-nucleotide messenger RNA. RefSeq names its product Thymine DNA glycosylase (gene Tdg). Gene Ontology annotation, cellular component: nucleus. Lineage: Eukaryota; Metazoa; Arthropoda; Insecta; Diptera; Drosophilidae. Gene Ontology annotation, molecular function: uracil DNA N-glycosylase activity; pyrimidine-specific mismatch base pair DNA N-glycosylase activity; DNA binding. The record is from RefSeq and is a predicted model, not a curated record. Gene Ontology annotation, biological process: base-excision repair, AP site formation.
GUUUCCAUUCCAGAAGCGAAGAUUUAACCUCUUUAAUGAAGCCUAAUCAACACGGGAAAUGCAAGUGAAAAAUUGUGCGCUACAGAUAAGCCCGCUGAUAAGUAGUUCCUUUACAUUGAUACUUAAAAUAACCGGAAUAACUAUAGGGAUAUUAUCUAGUAAAGAUAUCUUAAAGAUAUUAAUACUCGUUAUCGAGUUGAAAUAUAGACUGGUUCAAGCACUGGCAGUAGCUCUCACUAGAGUCGCGGGUGGAAUGGCAGAAACAGAUACCACAGAGAAUCAGGAAGCAGCAACGUUAGCUAUCAAGUGCGAUGAUUCUAACAGUUCCACUUUCAUUAGCGAUAAGUCCAAUAGUAUUGAAAAAAAGGAAUAUAAUGGGAUGAAACUGCACAAUUCAAGAAGCGAAAGUAAUCGAAAAGAUCUAUACUGUAAACAGACAAAAGAUGGUACUGAUAGUGAUAACGAUAAUGAUGAUGGCGAUGACAAUGAUGCUAAUGACAACAUAAACGAAGAGGAGAAAGCAACACAUAUAAUAUGCGAUGAAACCAGAAAUUCCGCUCUACAGCAGAAUGAUGCAAAUGUGGCCAAUUUUUAUCAAGAAGAUGUUGGCCAAAGUUUAGAUGAGAGAGAAAGUGAAAAAGCAUCCUCUGUCGAUGUGGGCCAGAACCAAGUUCAGCCAACAUAUACCACAAAUACGUACAUUGCCCCGGAGCAAGCGUUAGUUACUAGAGUGGAACUAGUUGUACCAGCUCAACUAAAUUCCGAACAGAUUCAGCAUAGCAAGUUGCAUUACAACAAUAGCAGUAGCCGCAACAGCAACAUCAACAGCAACAACAACACUACUAAUACUACUACUACUACUGACGUCCAAUUCAGCAGCGCAAUGCCAGUAAUGCCCACUGAUAAAAACAAUGGUUGUGAAACAGACUCCUCCUCUUCCAACGUGAAUUUAAGGAUUCCUACUAAUUUAACACUAACGACAAAAACAACAGGUGAUAUUUUAAAUUCAGAAAGGCGAACUACAAUUUGGACACCACACGACGAAUAUAAAGCCUCAGUAUCUGGCGCUGACACUGCUUCAGUAUCUGGCUCUGGCUCCGGCUCUGGUCAUUUGGAGCAACUCACUAGCAAUUCAGAUCGUUUACAAAUGAGCUGCACUGAUUCGAAUGGCUAUAAAUCAAAUAUGUUUGGCUCACAGCAAGAGCCACAUCAUCCCGCCGACCUACUUUUGCAAAUAGAAAAGGAAACAGCUGGAAAUAUAGGAAAUUUUGGGCAGUUGCUGCCAUUGGAGCAACAUGAGCAACGACAACAACACUUCAAUCAACAGCAACAGCAUCACUCCCACAUGCAAACUCAUUUACAGAGCAGCAUGUAUGCACAAAUGCUGCCCCAGCAACAACAUUCACAUCAGCAGCAGCCGCAGCCACUUCAACAACAGCUGCAUCAUCCGCAGCAACAGCACAACAUACAUCAAGAAAAUAUCUUGGAGCAUCAGCAAUCGCUACACUAUGUCAAUUAUAUACAUCAGCAAUAUGCUCAUGAUCAAUUGUUUGCGCUCCAUCAUUCUCAUGAUAUUCAGCAACAGCAACAACAGCAGCAACAGCAGCAGCAUGCUCAACAGCAACAGCAUGCUCAACAGCAACAGCAUCCGCAACAUCGGCAUCAUAUUGAUUGUCAUGGCCCGAGGCAACAGCAAUCAACAAUUCAGCAUGCGAUUUCUAAUACACAGCAACAGAUGCCGGAGCAAUAUCAUGAUCUUAUGAUCACCGAAUAUCAUGAGGAUCCCUGUUCAGGGUACAAUUUAACACUUUCUCCGAGCAAUGCUAAAACAGAAAAUCAAGAUGAUGGCUACGAGACAAGUGCUGGGGAUGUCUUAACACCUAAUUCACAUAGUUCGUCCACACACUCGGUAACCCCGCAGCAUCAGAUGCAACAUGUGGCACCGCUUGGCUUACUUGCACAAAGUAAACAUGAAGACUUAAGCUUAAACUCGAAACAUAAACAAAGUCAAGCGACUAACACAUCUAGCAGUAGUCCCCAAGUGCGAGUGGCCCAAGGUGCUUUGUCUGCUCUAUCAAUGUCACAAAAUGUUAGUGCUGAUCCCUACAGCUUUAUGGCCGAAGAGAUGAGCAUUCUGUCACCAGCUGGUCAUUCAGCAGCUAUCGAUAUGCCAGGUACCACAUCCAAUGCCUCAAGCUAUUCACCUGUACCACAAGCUCAAGGCUCAGCCCAUUGUCGUGAUAUUGUUGUCACUGUUGUCCAAAAGCCCAGUGAAAUAUAUAGCAACAUUAAGGAACAUCAGCAAUCGCUCACGCCCAACAGCGAACCGCAUACUGAUUCUCAUAGUACGGAAAUUCGAAUGGUUGGCGAUGCAUCCUCUCAAGAUUCCAACAAAUCCAACAAUUUCGACUUGCAACACGAGAAGCCAGGCUCGGGGUCCCAGCCAAAGAGAAGGGGUCGUAAAAAGAAAUUAAUUGAAGCAGACAAUAUGCAAAUAGACACUGCACAGCCAUGCGGUAGCAGAGAUGGAGGUGUUGGCUCAGAAGAUAUGCUGGCCAUGAAGCCCAAAGAGCGUAAGAAGCACGACCGAUUUAAUGGAAUGUCUGAGGCGGAAGUAAUUCAGCGUACCAUACCCGAUCAUCUUUGUGAUAAUCUCGAUAUUGUCAUAGUGGGUAUAAAUCCCGGCUUGUUCGCUGCAUAUAAGGGUCAUCAUUAUGCCGGCCCUGGUAAUCAUUUCUGGAAAUGCCUAUACUUAUCGGGCCUGACUCAAGAGCAAAUGAGUGCUGAGGAUGAUUAUACGUUAGUUAAGCAUGGCAUCGGCUUUACUAAUAUGGUAGCACGUGCUACCAAAGGCUCUGCGGAUCUAACGCGCAAGGAAAUCAAGGAGGGUAGCCGUAUUUUGCUUGAGAAGCUGCAGCGCUUUCGACCCAAGGUCGCCGUUUUCAAUGGCAAAUUGAUAUUUGAGGUAUUCUCGGGCAAAAAGGAAUUUCACUUCGGUCGGCAACCUGAUAGAGUCGAAGGCACUAAUACUUAUAUUUGGGUGAUGCCUUCAUCUUCGGCGCGAUGCGCUCAGCUGCCUCGUGCUGCAGACAAAGUGCCAUUUUAUGCAGCAUUGAAAAAAUUUCGGGACUUUCUCAACGGUCAAAUACCGCAAAUGGAUGACUCGGAAUGCAUAUUCACAGAGCAGCGUAUUAGGCAAUGCUGCGAACAGCAGGAGUCCGUUAAGAAUUUGCCAACGCCAACCAACUCCAAUAAUAAUAAUAGCUCCAAUAACAAUAUGGAGCAACAAUCUAGUCUUAUGUUUGUCGACCAUGUCAACAAUAACCCCAGCACUAAUAAUAAUAAUGAGCCCAUCACAGAUUGCGCGAAUAAAAGUCUGGACAAACAGCUGUUGCCGCACUUCAGUAACAAUACAAAUCCAAGUUUGAGCAACGUGAAUCCCCGUGAUGGUUUUACCUAUGCCAGCAAUGAGGAGUCAAUGCGUAACAGCAAUGAGCACAAUUACUUACCUGUAUUUGGGAAUACACAGGCGGCGCCACCGUCACUGCCUGAAAAGAAAAAACGUGGUCGCCCCAAAAAAAUUAAAGGCCAAGACUUAAUGGACUCUGCAAACGGGGGCAAAGUGCAGCUAAUGGUCCAGCACGAUUUCAAUAAUAUUUUGAAUUUAUCGAUGAUUGCAACAAACGCUAAUAGUAGCACGGGCAACGGUACUGAGUUACCCACUAAGAAAAAACGUGGCAGACCAAAAAAACUAAAGCCCAGCCUAGAGAACAUGUUGACAAACGUCAAGCAACAGCAUCAUCAUCAUCAUCAGCAGCAGCAGCAGCAACAACAACAACAACAACAGCAACAAUCGGCAAAUGCAACACCAACUGGAGGUAUGAUUUCGAUUUCAAUGGAUCAUAAUACUGCAUCCCCACAGAGUCAGAGCCAUCAAGCGCUACCUAGCUUAUAUAAUACGCCGCCUCCUUCACACAUAUUAUAUACAGCAUCUGCGUCGCCAAUGGCUUCGCCAGCUCUCAACUGCAGCUACCCGCCAGUCGGUCAAGACCAGCAACAGCAGCAUAUGCAGCUUAUACAAACAGAUCAUCACCAAAUGCAGGCUGCUGUUGGCGCAGUCAUCAGAGAUCAACCUCAUUUAGGCGAAACACCACCGCCGAGCUCACCAAAUAUUUGUACUGGGGUUGACUUUGAGCCGCCAAGCGAGCAGAAUGAUGGCCAGGAUACUAAUCUACUGACCCGGUCGGCAGAUAAAUUGCAAAUGGAGCCACUGACACAUGUACCCGAACAUUAUCAGCAGUGGACACAUCAUCAGCAACAGCAACAACAAUCCGCCCAAAAGCUCAAUCAAUCCCAAUCUUCGCCCGUUAGUCACUAUCAACCGCAAGCGCAACUUAACUAUCAACCAGAUCCGGCUGAGCAUUGGCAACGCUAUACUGAACACAGCAAUAGUCGAUCUUAUAUGGUAUCCUCACCCCACUCAAAUCAUAAUAUAAAUGUAAGUCCGCAACUGACUAGUAAUACGCAGUCAAGUCAAGCUGCCUCCGCCGAUAUGUCGCGUAAGAGUUUGUCGGGUCUAGAAUCUCUCGUUGAUCAAAUACCAACAAUAAGUGAGCAUGAAACCAACGUUAUAUCCACAGCAACAGCAGCUGCAGCAGCUGCUGCUGUCGAAAGUCGUUUAUUGGGACUACAACAACAGGAGCAGCAGCACCAGCAGCAACAGCAGCAACAACAACUGCAGCAGCAAAAGAAUGUUCAUACGGAAUCUACAUCGAACAACAAUGUGAUUAGCAACUUUUCUGUUAGCAGUUUGGCCGCAUCGUCAGCUACAACGAAUAUUGAUGCACAUUUGGACCAAACGAACAGCAGUGCUAGCAGGCUCGAGACUAGCAGCAACACAAAUACCAGCAAUAACAACAACGACUAUCCCAAUCAUAGUCAGGGUGGCUAUGCGCAUCCACAUGCUAGCCAUUUGAUUAGCUCCGCGUUGGUAACAGCAACAGCUGCUGAUGGAAGUCAACCAGUGAUGCAUCCACAUCCACCUCCACACCCACAUCCGCAUCCGCAUUCGCAUUCGCAUUCACAUCCGCAAAUGUAUAUGGAACAUAUGCACAUGGCCCAUGCGAUGCCAACGGUGAAUGUCAACCCAAUGUACGCUCCGCCUUAUGGUCCACAGCAUGGUGCAUCAGCACCCGAAUAUGGUCCCUACAGCGUGCAGAGUGGUACGCCUGCAUUGCAUGUGCCCAGCCCAAAUUAUCCAUAUGCCCACUAUGGGCAACAGGCUAAUUACACUGGCUUUGCACAUGCACAUCCACACCCGCAUCCACACCCACAUCCACACCCGCAUUCGCAUCAUCCACACCAUCACGUAGGACAUCCAGCAGCGCACCAUUUAAGCGUCUUUGACCGGCUUAAGCCGACGGAUAUGAGCGGCUAUACGGGAUACUAAUAACAACCACAACAGCUACAAUAUAAGUUCAU